AUGUGCACCAAACGUACCACCGGUUUGAUUGCGCUGGUGUGGUUGGCUUGUGCGAUGCUGGAAGCGAAUUCAACCCCGAACUGCACCGUCACAACCUUUGACGAAGCGCUUCAGGAAUGUGCCACCCAGCUCGGCAUACCGCCGGAACGGCUCGAGCAGGAGUACAGCCUGCUGCUGUUUCCGGCCGAUCGGGACAGCAUGUGUUUGGUGCGGUGCAUCGGUGUCCUGCUGCGCUUUUGGAACGAUACCACCGGCAUAAGGGAAGCAACGAUCCGGCAGUACUAUCAACCGGCUCCGGAAGAUCAUUGCUACCAGAACCGGACCCGCAGCUGUUUGGAUGCGUUGGAACCGAGUGUGACGGAUGUCUGUGAGCGAGCCCAUCGAUCCUUUCUGUGCUACCACCAACAGUACGGCUAUCUGACGAAGGCCGAUCGCUACAUUCCCAAGACGGCGCUCGAAAUGAAGCAGAUCCAGCAGGAUUGUUUGGAUGUGUUUGGCCUCUCGCCGAGACGGUUGAACCAGUACCAAGAGGGACACUUUCCGGACGAUCCCGAAACGCAAUGCUUUGUGCGGUGCGUUGGAUUACGGACUGGCCUGUACAGCGAUCGGUAUGGACCGAAUGUGGAUCGGCUGUACAUCCAGUGUGAUUCGUGUGCAGACGAGUCGGUGUUUCGUGAACGAGCUGGCGAGUGUAUUGCGGCACAGCGACGACACAAGCUGAGCAGAUGCACUGCGGCGUACCGGACACUGUACCAAUGUUUCCGAGACGAUCAACUGGAUCUGUACGCGAGUAUCACGACGACAAAGGUUCCAACUACUGAGCGUCCUACCAAAUCAUCCACCAACAGUGGUCCCAAUGUGAUACCGGCUCUUUCAGUCAGGGAAACUGGUCAACCACAGUUACACCUUAUACCUUCACAAAUUGAGAUCAUUCUAAAGACACUUUAUAACGGAAAGUAUUGA
Molecule: messenger RNA, 963 nt
Organism: Anopheles marshallii
Lineage: Eukaryota; Metazoa; Arthropoda; Insecta; Diptera; Culicidae
Product: general odorant-binding protein 45-like
Exons: 1
Coding region: 1-963 (320 amino acids)
Biological process (GO): sensory perception of smell
Molecular function (GO): odorant binding
Source: RefSeq, a predicted model, not a curated record